AUGUUGUCCACCGCCAGAUCAAGAGCCGUAUGGCAAAUUACUCGUAGAGUUCAGAUCUCAGCCAGACGAACCUACGCAUUUUCCGCAAAUGAUCAGCAAGAAAUUAAUGAUCCAAACUCUCCGAAGAAAGUGCCCAAUGUCUCGAAAUCCAACGAGCUGCCGAUAGAAAGUCACGUCCAGAAUAAGCCGUUGCAGGAGAGCGUAGAGACUGCGGAAAAGUUCAGGGUUAUGCAGGCACCAAAUAGAGAGGGCAAAUGGUCGCGAAGUCAGAAUCCUAGGGAAAAGGCAAUGUCUGGACCUAGGUUCGAGCAGACCAUUAUGGAAGCUCAGCCAGCACCACAAUCAGCAAUUAGCUUAAUUCACCAACAACCAGUGCGAUGGACGCACGAUCGUAUUGUAGCAUGCGAUGGAGGUGGAGGAGCAUUAGGACACCCAAGAAUCUUCAUCAACACUGAUAAGCCCGAAAUUUGCAACUGCACAUACUGCGGAUUACCGUUUACAUCCUAUCCUCCUAUCCUUCCAAAAUCUUUUAAUGCCAAUCAACCCAAAACAAUUCGUCUGUUCCCCCUUUCAAAUUACACUUUUGGUACCAAAGAAACCCAACCUGAAGAAGACCCCUCCGUCCUCGCGCGUCUCAAACGUUUAGAAGAACACUAUGUCGAACACGGUAUGCGACGUACCUGCGAAGGAAUUCUUGUCUGUCAUGAACAUAAUCAUCCUCACAUCCUCAUGCUUCAAAUCGCAAACGCAUUCUUCAAACUCCCAGGAGAUUAUCUAAAGCCCGAAGACGAUGAAGUAGAAGGUUUCAAACAGAGACUGAAUGAGCGAUUGGCACCUGUAGGCACUCAAUUCAGUGGAGAAGGUGUAAAUGAGGAGUGGGAAAUUGGAGACACGUUGGCGCAGUGGUGGAGGCCGAACUUCGAAACUUUUAUGUACCCAUUCAUCCCGGCGCAUGUUACGAGACCCAAGGAGUGCAAGAAGUUAUAUUACAUUCAACUUCCCAGACAGAAAGUACUAAGUGUUCCUAAGAAUAUGAAACUCCUCGCAGUACCACUUUUCGAGCUCUACGAUAACACAGCAAGAUACGGUCCUCAACUCUCGGCAAUUCCACAUCUACUGUCCAGAUAUAACUUCGAGUUUGUUGAUGAGAAGGGUGAUGUGGUAGCUGUUACUCCCGGUGGAGGACCAGAAGAAGGAUAUGUGCCAAAGACGAUCGUUUUGGCUGGGGGCGACGACGAAACAAUGGGAGAAGCUGAUGUCAAGGAAGAAAAUGGCGUUCAAUAA
Molecule: messenger RNA, 1284 nt
Organism: Botrytis fragariae
Lineage: Eukaryota; Fungi; Ascomycota; Leotiomycetes; Helotiales; Sclerotiniaceae
Product: putative cleavage and polyadenylation specificity factor subunit 5 protein
Exons: 4
Coding region: 1-1284 (427 amino acids)
Cellular component (GO): mRNA cleavage factor complex
Molecular function (GO): mRNA binding
Source: RefSeq, a predicted model, not a curated record